Cordyceps fumosorosea ARSEF 2679 is the source of this 1629-nucleotide messenger RNA. RefSeq lists its product as hypothetical. Gene Ontology annotation, molecular function: lipid binding. Gene Ontology annotation, cellular component: ERMES complex. The record is from RefSeq and is a predicted model, not a curated record. Lineage: Eukaryota; Fungi; Ascomycota; Sordariomycetes; Hypocreales; Cordycipitaceae. Gene Ontology annotation, biological process: mitochondrion organization; phospholipid transport. The transcript has 2 exons. Bases 1 to 1629 code for a protein of 542 amino acids.
AUGGCAUUCAACUUCAACUGGUCGCCUCUUACGGCCGACGCUGAUUUCUAUCAGCGCGCCAGAGACCUCCUGACGCAGGCGCUCAAUAAGUCGCCCAAACCUCCCAUCAUCGUUGACGACAUUCUCGUUAGCGAAUUCAAUCUCGGUACCGUGCCUCCCGAUCUCGAGAUUCUGGAGAUUGGCGACCUCGCCGAGGACAGAUUCCGAGGCAUCUUCAAAAUGUGCUACUCUGGCGAUGCCUUCCUGACUCUCAAGACCCGCGUCCAGGCAAACCCGCUCAACACCUAUCUCGACUCAAAACCGUUGUUUACAUCGCCGCAGCCUUUGGCUGCUGCUUCCGGCCUGACAAUCCCCGUCGCCAUUUCCCUCUCCGAGAUCAAGCUCUCGGCAUUCAUCAUCUUGGUCUUUUCCAAGCAAAAAGGCCUGACUCUAGUCUUUCGCAACGACCCCCUCGAAUCCCUCAAAGUCUCAUCAACUUUUGACUCGAUUCAAUUCGUCCGCGACUACCUCCAGCGUACUAUUGAGCAGCAGCUCCGCAAUCUCAUGAUGGAAGAGCUGCCAGCCAUCAUCCACCGUCUGUCACUGCAGUUUUGGUGCGCUGACCAGGCACAGAAAGGCGCCGAGACACCAACCGCCGAUACUGACAACCAGGGCUUGGACCCCUUCUCGAGCCCUCCCGAAGACCCUGUCGAUUCCAACGGCAAUCUGCUUGAUCUUAAUGCCAUUUCCGAAUUGACCCUGCACGGCGGAGAAAUGCAGUAUCUCUUCUCGCAGAAAAACUUGUUGCGUCUGGCCGCAUUGACAGAUUCGCAUCGCACUUUGUCGCUUUUCACCCCUGGCAUCCGCGAUGUCGUCUUUCGCGCCUGGUCGGGCCAUGCCGAUCACUCUGAUGUGACGAGCCCUGCUGUGGCUACACCCAGUCUGGCCAAGACGUAUUCACUCACCGGCGGUGCUAGCACCACAUACACCUUUUCCGAUACUGGCAGCGCGUCUCAUGGCUACCUGCCUGCACGGCCAUCCCUCUCCACUCUCAGCGCAAGUCAUAUUCCUCUUGCUGCUUCCGCAUACCGAUCGCGUCCCGGUCGCAAGAAGAAGACUCGUGUCGUCAAUCUCCGCCGCUCUCGUUCCGAAGCCGGCUCAAGCGACAACAUGGCCGACGCAUCGGACACUGCCUCGGUCAAUGUGCCUCUCUCCGAGCCUCUAAUGGCCCCCUCCGUUCCCGACGAAUCCGUGGAUGGCCGGGCUGUGUCAGAGGAUCUGCAUUCGAGCAAGGUCCGCUUUACGUCGCCGAGCUCUAAGGAUCGGGCUGAAGAAAAAACGAGCAAUGACCACAUAAAAUCGCACAAUCGCAACUCCAAGCCUGCGAAAUCCCCCCUCUCCCAAGUCCAUGAGGCUAGCGAGGAGCCAUCCGCCACUCAGUAUGCCAAAGAGAAGCUCGCCAUGCGCGACAGCGCGUCCGCCACCUCAGACACCUCGUCCGUCAUUCUCGAGCAAGCUUGGAUCAUGAAGAUGGCAGGUGAGAUUGCCCGCCGCGUCUAUGACGAGAAGCAGCGCCACGCCGCUCCUGACGAGGGAUGGGAAGAGGGCGCUGAGCGUCCUCCACCUCCAGCCUACGAAGCUGCCAACUAA